This is a messenger RNA of Carassius carassius (crucian carp), 471 nucleotides long. RefSeq names its product sodium channel subunit beta-4-like. Lineage: Eukaryota; Metazoa; Chordata; Actinopteri; Cypriniformes; Cyprinidae. Gene Ontology annotation, biological process: immune response; cell surface receptor signaling pathway; positive regulation of T cell proliferation. The transcript has 3 exons. Gene Ontology annotation, cellular component: external side of plasma membrane. The record is from RefSeq and is a predicted model, not a curated record. The annotation marks the transcript as partial.
AAAACUAUUUUAUUAUUCUCUCUGUUUUCAGUGCCUCUGCAGGUCUUGAUUGUGGGUUAUGUUGGAGAUUCUGUGGUUUUACCUUGUUCUUCUGAGCUGAACACAGCUGAAGACAUUACAGUGCACUGGAGACACAAUGAUAGUCUGAAAGUCUUUGACAUUAUUGAUGGUAAAGUUUUUGUGGAAGAGCAGGAUUCAGUUUAUAAGAACCGAACUGAAAGCUUCACUCAAGCGUUUAAGACUGGAAACUUCUCCCUCAAACUCAACAACCUUCAGUACAAUGAUACAGGAAACUACAUGUGCCACAUCACAAAUGAAUUACUCAUUUACAGCAUGGAGCUACUCGUCAAAGAUGAAAAAGAUGAAGGAACACAAUCAAGAACAGAGAAGAUCAUAACUUUAGUGGCUUUGCUUUCUGUUUCUGUUAUAAGCAUGAGCCACGUCAGACUGUUCGUGGAGGAGAACAAUUGA